CUUGUCAAUCGUCUUAAAAGAUAUACGUGGAGCUUUUUUUUACGGGAAUUGACGCGCAAUCUCCGUGCGUAAAUGGACAGUCUAUCCUCGCGUCCUUGGAGAAGUUGGCGAAACAGUAUAUUUGCAGCAAUGAGAACUUAUUUGACGGAAAAAUAGAGAGUGUGCCGAUGUCUGGCAAACCGGCCGUCAUGUGGGAUUGAUUGCAGAGGAGUAUGUUUGGGCUGGAGCAGUUUGGUUCUCAAAUUAAUAGCAGAAACCCUGGCCAGUCAGAGAGAAACAUAAACCAACAGAGACUGAACAUGGGCUCCCAUUAUAAAGGCCCGGGGUUCCACACCGGAGGCCCGCCGGGAGCCGUGGAGCCCGGCAUGCCCCCCCUGGGUGAGCCGCAAAUGCUCGGCCUCAAUAUGAACAUGAACGGGGAGCAGUACGGGGGCUUUCACCCGCGUGGACACUCAGACAUGCAUGCAGGUGGAGGACUCCAGCAGCAGCAGCAGCAGCAGCAAGGACCGAUGCAUGGAUUUUUUAACAACCAGCAACCUCAUCAAGGACAUCCUCACGGCCAUCAACCUCACCCCCAUCAGCACCAUCCUCAUUUCAGUGGGAAUUUUGGAGGCCCGGAGCCAGGGUCAUCAUGCCUACAUGGUGGUAGGCUAAUGGGCUACAACAAUAAUGGCAUGGGACCACAGCAGGGUUUUGGAGAAGGAUUUGAUCCUCUUGCUGAGGGACAGACAGGGGAUGGCUUCCCCCAGCCGCAGCAGCGCUCCAGUAACAUGCCUGACUUCCAACACCACGGGCCUCCUAGUGGCAAUCAUGCCGUCCCUGCCCCCUGUCUACCCCUGGACCAGUCACCCAACAGAGCAGCAUCCUUCCACGGUCUUCCUUCUUCCUCAUCAUCAUCCUCUGAGUCUCAUGGUUUGGAGCCUCGACGGAUGCCAAACCAGGGAGCUGUGGAAGGAUUAGACUAUAACUUCCCCAGUGAGCCUCAGUCUGGACAUUUUGACGUACCUGUGUUUUCCCCAUCAGAAUCAGAAUCUCAGUUACCACACUUUGGCCCCGGAAGGCCGGUUCCCAGCGGGAAUUUCCCGGGGAACUCCGGCAUGCCUCGGACACCAGGUAUGCCAGGCAUCUCCAAGGGCCACCAGCCGCCGCCACAGUCCCAGCAACCUCAGCAUGGAGUGUUUUUUGAGCGUUUUGGAAACGGCCGGAAGGUGCCCGUGGGAAUGGAGCCGGGGGUCAGUGCAAGACAUCCUCUCAUGCAGCAGCAACAACAGGCUGGCUUGAUAGCCAGACAGAACUCAUGCCCCCCUGGCCUCCCCCGACCCCCUCAGGCUGAGCCCAGCUCUACUAACCCUAACAUUCUGGAUGGAGGGGUCAUGAUGCCUGGCCAACACAACCAGUUUGAAUAUCCCAUUCACAGACUGGAAAAUAGGGGUCUGCACCCCUAUGGGGACCCCAUGUUUAAUAUGCAACAGCAAGCUCCUCCUCCCUCCCAGCAACCCCCAAAUCAAAGGCUGCAACACUUUGACUCCCCUUAUAUGAACAUGGCGAAAAGGCCUAGAUUUGAUUUUCCUAAUGCGCACGGUGGUGAAGGCUGGUGUGGCAGUAUAGACAACCACCUGUCCCCCUCUGCCUACCCUGGACUUCCUGGAGAAUUCACCCCCCCUGUGAAUGAAGGUUUCGCACCCGGUCCCCUGCAGCACCCUGGACCUGAGCAGCAGUCUCUGCAGCAGCGCCAAAACGCAGCCAUGAUGAUAAAACAGAUGGCUUCACGAAACCAGCAGCAGAGGAUGAGGCAGCCCAGUCUGCAGCAGCUGGGUCACCAUGGCGAUGUUCCUCCUGGCCCGAUGGCUCAUGGUGGCCCAGUCGGAAACAUGCCACAGACUAACUUUGACAGAGAGAAUGGUGGCAGAAUGCCCAACAUUGAUGGACAAAAUCCUCAUGUACCUCAGGAGAACUGGUUUCAGGGCUCCCACCCGCCGGGGGAGAUGAUGUCCCGGCGUAUGGGUGGAGCGGGUAACGAAUCAGGGCCUCACGACAUAGGGUUGCAGCAGAACGGGCCUGGGAUGAUGUUUAGGCCAGGCAUCGGCAUGCAGGAGCCCAUGAGAAUACCAGGAGACGGGCAUGUGCAGACCCUCCAUUCCCCGGGCAUGCACUCGCAGUUCGGCGGUAACAUGGGCAACCUCUCACAAAUGCAGUCUCCAGGAGCAGGGACAGGACAUCCAAACGCACCAGCAGAGAGGCGGCCAGCUGACUUCCCUGCACCUCCAAUGGGAGCACAGCCAACAUUUCCCUAUGGGGGGGCUAACCGACAGGGGCCUGCCCACAAUGCUCCCCAGGGGGUGAGCACCUCACCAGGGAGCUACCCUCCUCAGCCUGAGUUCCCCUCAGGCCAGCGGUCGUCUGUUAGUAAGCUGGGAGCUCUGUCCCUCGGGAAUUUCAGCAAAACCAGCACUAAAGACAGUGUUUUUGGCCAGAGCUGCCUGGCGGCCCUUUCUACGGCCUGCCAGAACAUGAUCGCUAGCCUAGGGGCCCCCAAUCUCAACGUAACGUUCAACAAGAAGAACCAAAAUGAGGGCAAGCGAAAACUGAGUCAGACAGAGCAGGACAUUAAUAGCAGCACAUCUAAUGGGACUGGCAGUGCUGGUCCUGAAUAUUUUCAGAGCAGCACUUCCCAGAACAGCCAGAUGCCUGGCACCGGGAAUAGCAACUCUAAGCCUGCAGUUCAAAGCCAGACGGUGCAGGGGGAAGCCAGUGCCCUCUCCCCAAAUUACAACAUGGACGCUACCCCGUGCAGUGAGGGGAAGGCAACAACAGGGAGUGGGAGAGGGAGAGGGAGGAGAAAAAGAGACAGUGGACAUGUGAGCCCUGGAAUUUUUUUUUCCUCUGACAAUGGCAACCCUGUUGUAAGUCCAGGCCAGCAGACCCCCUCGGCUGGCGUUGGGGAGAGGGGUGGGGGCACGCCCCAUGAGAAACACCUCCAGUCACCCUCUUGGGGAAAAGGAGGUGACCUAAUGUUGGGGGACCAGGCUGACCUUAUGUCUUCUUUAGACAGCGGCAUUCAAAGUGUUGCUGCCAAGUCUGACAGUAGCUCACCGAGAGUGGACUUUCCUGACGAUGUCAGCACCCACUACGGCAACGAGGAUGAGGUGUCCUCCAGUUCAGACGCAGGAGGGGCCUCAGCCUCGAAGCCUAAUCGCAGCCCCAUGAUCACUGCCUCCCCGAAAAUGCAGAGGAGUGACCACGGGCUGAUAAAUGGACAGAAGCCCCUAGGCAUGGGCAUUAACAAUCAUACUACCUCGACGCCAGACAGCUAUGGACUGAACGCUGGUGUGGGCACAGGGGCCAGUGGGGUCAGCCACCCGGGCACGCCUGGUGUGGAACAGGUACGAACCCCAUCCAGCACCUCUGGCCAGGAGGAAAUCCAUCCUCUGGAGAUUCUGCAGGCCCAGAUCCAGCUGCAGCGGCAACAGUUCAGUAUCUCUGAAGACCAGCCUCUGGCUAUGAAGAAUGGCAAAAAGAAUGGCGACUGUCCCUCACAGAACGGAGACAAUGAGCUGGCGAGCUGCAGCCCGGAUGCUGGGAAGGGCUCAAUGGGCACUAUUGACCUUGACACCCUCAUGGCAGAGCAGCACGCCACCUGGUACGUGCCCAGUGACAAGGCCAUGAUGGACGGGUCGGAGGAUGACAAGGCCAUGGGACCCUGGGAAAAAAACAAGAGCCAAAACAACAGUAAAGAAGAAUCAGAGCUCUCCCAGAGUAAAGCUGGAGCCCCGGCGGCUGGAGGAGGAGGCGGAGGCGGAGGAGGAGGAGGAGGAGGAGGAGGAGGAGGAGGUGGGAGCAAUGGAGGAAACCACCUGCAGUGCCUGUCCGUCCACUGCACAGACGAGCUGGGGGACAGCAAGGGCCGAGGGGGGCCGGUCUCGUCCUGGCGCUCGCUCCACUCCGACAUCUCGAACCGAUUCGGGACGUUCGUGGCGGCACUGACUUGAACGAACGGCGAGCCCGGCAGGAAGACGCGGGGACGAUUAGAAAAUGAGAAGAAGGAAAGCUUGAGAGACGAAUAACAUUGACGAGGACGGUGUUGGUGAUGGUUUGUUGACGAGACGACUUGCGCGCGGCUCUUGCCUGUUCAGGGAGAGAAAGACAUUUACACUCAUAAAUGCAAAA
This is a messenger RNA of Salarias fasciatus (jewelled blenny), 4167 nucleotides long. It is a transcript of the gene mn1b, whose product is annotated as meningioma 1b. The transcript is spliced from 3 exons. Bases 213 to 3989 code for a protein of 1258 amino acids. The record is from RefSeq and is a predicted model, not a curated record. Lineage: Eukaryota; Metazoa; Chordata; Actinopteri; Blenniiformes; Blenniidae. Gene Ontology annotation, biological process: regulation of DNA-templated transcription.